GCCCGAGCCGGAGAGCGAGCCGCAAACGCUAGGUCGUGGGUCAUUGGUGGGUAGGGCGCAGGCGCGUUUGCUCCGACGGGCCGAAUGUUUUGGGGGCGUGUUUUGAGCGGGGAGACCGCGUGAUAUUUGGCGCGCAUGGGCACAACUUGCUCCGCCGCCGCUCGGCCUUGCUUCUUCCUCCAGAAGUGGGCGCUGCGCGGUCAUGCCAGGUUUGAACCGGAAGCAGGAGUAGGUACCUGCGUGGCUAACGGAGAAAAGAAGCUGUGGCAGCGGGAGGAGGCCAGAGGAGCCGGGAUCUGGGCUGCAGCCGCCGCCGCCGCCUUUGAUGCCACUUUGACCUUCCGAGUGCAGCGACAGUGAUGUGUGUUCUGAAAUUGUGAACCAUGAGUCUAGCACUUAAUGAUCUGCUUAUUUGCUGCCGUCAUCUAGAACAUGAUAGAGCUACAGAACGAAAGAAAGAAGUUGAGAAAUUUAAGCGCCUGAUUCGAGAUCCUGAAACAAUUAAACAUUUAGAUAGACAUUCAGAUUCCAAACAAGGAAAAUAUUUGAAUUGGGAUGCUGUUUUUAGAUUUUUACAGAAAUAUAUUCAGAAAGAAACAGAAUGUCUGAGACUGGCAAAACCAAAUGUAUCAGCCUCAACACAAGCCUCCAGGCAGAAAAAGAUGCAGGAAAUCAGUAGUUUGGUCAAAUACUUCAUCAAAUGUGCAAAUAAAAGAGCACCUAGGCUAAAAUGUCAAGAACUCUUGAAUUAUAUCAUGGAUACAGUGAAAGAUUCAUCUAAUGGUGCCAUUUAUGGAGCUGAUUAUAGCAACAUACUACUCAAAGACAUUCUUUCUGUGAGAAAAUACUGGUGUGAAAUAUCUCAGCAACAGUGGUUAGAAUUGUUCUCUGUGUACUUCAGGAUGUAUCUGAAACCUUCACAAGAUGUUCAGAGAGUUUUAGUGGCUAGAAUAAUUCAUACUGUUACUAAAGGAUGCUGUUCUCAGACUGAUGGAUUGAAUUCCAGAUUUUUGGAUUUCUUUUCCAAGGCCAUUCAGUGUGCGAGACAAGAAAAGAGCUCUUCAGGUUUGAAUCAUAUUUUAGCAGCUCUUAUUAUCUUCCUCAAGACUCUGGCUGCCAACUCUCGAAUUCAAGUGUGUGAAUUAGGAGAUGAAAUUCUUCCCACCUUGCUUUAUAUUUGGACUCAACAUAGACUUAAUGAUUCUCUAAAAGAAGUCAUUAUUGAAUUAUUUGAACUGCAAAUUUAUAUCCAUCAUCCAAAAGGAGCCAAAACCCAAGAAAAAGGUGCUUAUGAAUCAACAAAAUGGAAAAGUAUUUUAUACAACUUAUAUGAUCUGCUAGUGAAUGAGAUAAGUCAUAUAGGAAGUAGAGGAAAGUAUUCUUCAGGAUUUCGUAAUAUUGCCGUCAAGGAAAAUUUGAUUGAAUUGAUGGCAGACAUUUGUCACCAGGUUUUUAAUGAAGAUACCAGAUCCUUGGAGAUUUCUCAGUCUUAUGCUACUACACAAAGAGAAUCUAGUGAUGACAGUGUGCCUUGCAAAAGGAGGAAAAUAGAUCUAGGCUGGGAAGUAAUAAAAGAUCACCUUCAGAAGUCACAGAAUGAUUUUGAACUUGUGCCAUGGCUACAGAUUACAACCCAAUUAAUAUCAAAGUAUCCUGCAAGUUUACCUAACUGUGAGCUGUCUCCAUUACUGAUGAUACUCUGUCAGCUUCUACCUCAACAGCGACGUGGGGAACGCACACCAUAUGUGUUGCGAUGUCUUAUGGAAGUUGCGUUGUGUCAGAACAAGAGGUCAAACCUAGAAAGCUCACAAAAAUCAGAUUUACUGAAACUCUGGAAUAAAAUUUGGUGUAUUACCUUUCGUGGUAUAAGUUCUGAGCAAAUACAAGCUGAAAACUUUGGCUUACUUGGAGCCAUAAUUGAAGGUAGUUUAGUUGAGGUUGACAGAGAAUUCUGGAAGUUAUUUACUGGGUCAGCCUGCAGACCUUCCUGUCCUGCGAUAUGCUGCUUGACUUUGGCACUGACCACCAUUAUAGUUCCAGAAACAGUAAAAAUGGGAAUAGAGCCAAAUAUAUGUGAAGUAAAUAAAAGCUUUUCUUUAAAGGAAUCAAUAAUGAGAUGGCUCUUAUUCUAUCAGCUAGAGGAUGACUUAGAAAAUAGUACGGAAGUGCCUCCGAUUCUUCACAGUAAUUUUCCUCAUCUCGUACUGGAGAAAAUUCUUGUGAGUCUGACUAUGAAAAACUGUAAGGCUGCAGUGAAUUUUUUCCAAAGUGCGCCAGAAUGUGAACAACACCAAAGAGAUAAAGAAGAACCUUCAUUUUCAGAAGUAGAAGAACUGUUUCUUCAGACAACUUUUGACAAGAUGGACUUUUUAACUGCUGUGAGAGAAUGUGCUAUAGAAAAGCACCAAUCUAGUAUUGGCUUUUCUGUCCACCAGAAUCUCAAGGAAUCACUGGUUCGCUAUCUUCUGGGAUUAUCAGAACAGCUUCUAAAUAGUUAUUCAUCUGAGAUUACAAAUUCAGAAAUGCUUGUCCGGUGUUCAGUUCUUUUGGUGGGUGUCCUUGGCUGCUACUGCUAUAUGGGUGUAAUAACUGAAGAUGAAGCAUAUAAGUCAGAAUUAUUCCAGAAAGCCAAGUCUCUAAUGCAAUGUGCAGGAGAAAGUAUCACUCUGUUUAAAAAUAAGACAAAUGAAGAAUUCAGAAUUGGUUCCUUGAGAAAUAUAAUGUAUCUAUGUACACGUUCCUUGAGCAACUGUACCAAGAAGAGUCCAAGUAAGAUUGCGUCUGGCUUUUUCCUGCGGCUGUUAACGUCAAAGCUAAUGAAUGAUAUUGCAGAUAUUUGUAAAACUUUAGCAUUCACAAUCAAAAAGCCAUUUGACCAUGGAGAUGUAGAAUCAAUGGAAGAUGAUACUAAUGGAAAUCUAAUGGAGGUGGAGGAUCAGUCAUCCAUGACUCUAUUUGAUGAUUACCCUGAUAGUAGUGUUAGUGAUGCAAAUGAACCUGGAGAGAGCCAAAGUACCAUAGGUGCCAUUAACCCUUUAGCUGAAGAAUACCUAUCAAAGCAAGAUCUCCUCUUCUUAGACAUGCUCAAGUUCCUGUGUUUGUGUGUAACUGCUGUUCAGACCAAUGCCGUGUCCUUUAGGGCAGCUGACAUUCGGAGGAAGUUGUUAAUGUUAAUUGAUUCUAGCACGCUAGACCCCACAAAAUCUCUCCACUUGCAUAUGUAUCUAAUGCUUUUAAAGGAGCUUCCUGGAAAAGAAUAUCCCUUGCCAAUGGAAGAUGUUAUUGAACUUCUGAAACCACUAUCCAAUGUGUGUUCUUUGUAUCGUCGUGACCAAGAUGUCUGUAAAACGAUUUUAAACCAUGUCCUUCAUAUCGUGAGAAACCUAGGUCAAAGCAAUAUGGACUCUGAGAACACAAGGGAUGCUCAAGGACAGUUUCUUACAGUAAUUGGAGCAUUUUGGCAUCUAACAAAGGAGAAGAAAUAUACAUUCUCUGUAAGAAUGGCCCUAGUAGAAUGCCUUAAAUGUUUGCUUGAGGCUGAUCCUUACUCAAAGUGGGCUGUUCUUCACGUGGUGGGAGAAGACUUUCCUGUAAAUGAAGUAUUUACACAGUUUCUUGCUGAUAAUCAUCACCAGGUUCGCAUGUUGGCUGCCAAGUCAAUCAACAGAUUAUUCCAGGACACAAAACGAGAUUCUUCCAGGUUACUGAAAGCACUUCCUUUGAAGCUUCAGCAAACAGCUUUUCAAAAUGCAUACUUGAAAGCUCAGGAAGGAAUGAGAGAAAUGUCCCAUGGCGCUGAGAACCCUGAAGCUUUGGAUGAAAUUUAUAAUAGAAAAUCUGUCUUACUGAUGUUGAUAGCCGUGGUUUUAUCCUGUAGCCCUAUCUGUGAAAAACAGGCUUUGUUUGCUCUAUGUAAAUCUGUGAAAGAAAGCGGAUUAGAACCUCACCUUGUGAAAAAGGUUUUAGAGAAAGUUUCUGAAACGUUUGGAUAUAGGUGUUUAGAAGACUUUAUGGCUUCUCAUUUAGAUUAUCUGGUUUUGGAAUGGCUAAAUCUUCAAGAUACUGAAUACAGCUUAUCUUCUUUUCCUUUUAUUUUAUUAAACUACACAAAUAUUGAGGAUUUCUAUAGAUCUUGUUAUAAGAUUUUGAUUCCACAUCUGGUGAUUCGAAGCCGUUUUGAUGAGGUGAAGUGCAUUGCUAAUCAGAUUCAAGAGGACUGGAAAAGUCUUCUAACAGACUGCUUUCCAAAGAUUCUUGUCAAUAUUCUUCCUUAUUUUGCCUAUGAGGGUACAGGAGACAGUGGGAUGGCACAGCAAAGAGAGACUGCUACCAAAGUCUAUGAUAUGCUUAAAAGUGAAAACUUACUGGGAAAACAGAUUGAUCAUUUAUUCAUCAGUAAUUUACCAGAAAUUGUGGUGGAGUUAUUGAUGACGUUACAUGAGCCAGCAGAUUCUGGUGCCAGUCAGAGCACUGACCUCUGUGACUUUUCAGGGGAUUUGGAUCCUGCUCCUAAUCCACCUCAUUUUCCAUCGCACGUGAUUAAAGCCACAUUUGCCUAUAUCAGCAAUUGUCAUAAAACCAAGUUGAAAAGCAUUUUAGAAAUUCUUUCCAAAAGCCCUGAUUCCUAUCAGAAAAUACUUCUUGCCAUAUGUGAGCAAGCAGCUGAGACAAAUAAUGUUUAUAAGAAGCACAGAAUUCUUAAAAUAUACCACCUGUUUGUCAGUUUAUUACUGAAAGAUAUAAAAAGUGGCUUAGGAGGAGCUUGGGCCUUUGUUCUUCGAGAUGUUAUUUACACUCUGAUUCACUAUAUCAACCAAAGGCCUUCUCGUAUCAUGGAUGUGUCAUUACGUAGCUUCUCCCUUUGUUGUGACUUACUAAGUCAGGUUUGCCAGACAGCAGUGACUUACUGUAAGGAUGCUUUAGAAAACCAUCUUCAUGUUGUUGUUGGUACACUUAUACCCCUUGUGGAUGAGCAGGUGGAGAUUCAGAAACAGGUAUUGGACCUGUUGAAAUACUUAGUGAUAGAUAACAAGGAUAAUGAAAACCUCUAUCUCACGAUUAAGCUUUUAGAUCCUUUUCCUGACCAUGUUGUUUUUAAAGAUUUGCGUAUUACUCAGCAAAAAAUCAAAUACAGUAGAGGACCCUUUUCACUCUUGGAGGAAAUUAACCAUUUUCUCUCAGUAAGUGUUUAUGAUGCACUUCCAUUGACAAGACUUGAAGGACUGAAGGAUCUUCGGAGACAACUGGAACUACAUAAAGAUCAGAUGAUGGACAUUAUGAGAGCAUCUCAGGAUCAUCCACAGGAUGGGAUUAUGGUGAAGCUAGUUGUCAAUUUGUUGCAGUUAUCCAAGAUGGCAAUAAACCACACUGGUGAAAAAGAAGUUCUAGAGGCUGUUGGAAGCUGCUUGGGAGAAGUGGGUCCUAUAGAUUUCUCUACCAUAGCUAUACAACAUAGUAAAGAUGCAUCUUAUACCAAGGCCCUUGAGUUAUUUGAGGAUAAAGAACUUCAGUGGACCUUCAUAAUGCUGACCUACCUGAAUAACACACUGGUAGAAGAUUGUGUCAAAGUUCGAUCAGCAGCUGUUACCUGUUUGAAAAACAUUUUAGCCACAAAGACUGGACAUAGUUUCUGGGAGAUUUAUAAGAUGACAACUGAUCCAAUGCUGGCCUAUCUACAGCCUUUUAGAACAUCGAGAAAAAAGUUUUUAGAAGUACCCAGAUUUGAAAAAGAAAACCCUUUUGAAGGCCUGGAUGAUAUAAAUCUGUGGAUUCCUCUAUGUGAAAAUCACAACAUUUGGAUAAAGACACUGACUUGUGCUUUUUUGGACAGUGGAGGCACAAAAAGUGAAAUUCUUCAAUUAUUAAAGCCAAUGUGUGAAGUGAAAACUGACUUUUGUCAGACUGUACUUCCAUACUUGAUUCAUGAUAUUUUACUCCAAGAUACAAAUGAAUCAUGGAGAAAUCUCCUUUCUACACAUGUUCAGGGAUUUUUCACAAGCUGUCUUAGACACUUCUCACAAACGAGCCGAUCCACAACGCCUGCAAACUUGGAUUCAGAAUCAGAGCACGUUUUCCGAUGCUGUCUGGAUAAAAAGUCACAGAGAACGAUGCUUGCUGUUGUGGACUACAUGAGAAGACAAAAGAGACCUUCUUCAAGAACAAUUUUUGAUGAUGCUUUCUGGCUGGAUUUAAAUUAUCUGGAAGUUGCCAAGGUAGCUCAGUCUUGUGCUGCUCACUUUACAGCUUUACUCUAUGCAGAAAUCUAUGCAGACAAGAAAAGCAUGGAUGAUCAAGAGAAAAGAAAUCUUGCAUUUGAAGAAGGAAGCCAAUGUACAACUAUUUCUAGCUUGAGUGAAAAAAGUAAAGAAGAAACUGGAAUAAGUUUACAGGAUCUUCUUUUAGAAAUCUACAGAAGUAUAGGAGAGCCAGAUAGUUUGUAUGGCUGUGGUGGAGGGAAGAUGUUACAGCCCAUUACUAGACUACGGACAUAUGAACAUGAAGCAAUGUGGGGCAAAGCCCUAGUAACAUAUGACCUCGAAACAGCAAUCUCCUCAUCGACGCGCCAGGCAGGAAUCAUUCAGGCCUUGCAGAAUUUGGGACUCUGCCAUAUUCUUUCCGUCUAUUUAAAAGGAUUAGAUUAUGAAAAUAAAGAUUGGUGUCCUGAGUUAGAGGAACUUCAUUACCAAGCAGCAUGGAGGAAUAUGCAAUGGGACCACUGCAGUUCUGCCAACAAAGAAAUAGAAGGAGCCAGUUACCAUGAAUCAUUGUACAGUGCUCUGCAGUCUCUAAGAGACAAAGAAUUCUCUACAUUUUAUGAAAGUCUCAAAUAUGCCAGAGUAAAAGAAGUGGAAGAGUUGUGUAAGGGCAGCCUUGAGUCUGUGUAUUCGCUCUACCCCACACUUAGCAGGUUGCAGGCCAUUGGAGAGCUGGAGAGCAUUGGGGACCUUUUCUCAAGAUCAGUCACACAUAGACAACUCUCCGAAGUAUACGUUAAGUGGCGGAAACACUCCCAGCUUCUCAAGGACACGGAUUUUAGUUUUCAGGAGCCUCUCAUGGCUCUGCGCACAGUCGUUUUGGAGAUCCUGCUGGAAAAGGAAAUGGAGAACUCAGAGAGAGAAUGUUUUAAGGACAUUCUCACCAAACACCUUGUAGAACUCUCUAUACUGGCCAGAACUUUCAAGAACACUCAGCUCCCUGAAAGGGCAAUAUUUCAAAUUAAACAGUAUAAUUCAGUUAGCUGUGGAGUCUCUGAGUGGCAGCUGGAAGAAGCACAAGUAUUCUGGGCAAAAAAGGAGCAGAGUCUUGCCCUGAGUAUUCUCAAGCAAAUGAUCAAGAAGUUGGAUGCCAGCUGUACAGAGAACAAUCCCAGCCUAAAACUUAUAUACACAGAAUGUCUAAGGGUUUGUGGCAACUGGCUAGCAGAAACUUGCUUAGAAAAUCCUGCAGUCAUCAUGCAGACCUAUCUAGAAAAGGCAGUAGAAGUUGCUGGAAAUUAUGAUGGAGAAAGUAAUGAUGAGCUAAGAAAUGGAAAAAUGAAGGCAUUUCUCUCAUUAGCCCGGUUUUCAGAUACUCAGUACCAAAGAAUUGAAAACUACAUGAAAUCAUCAGAAUUUGAAAACAAACAAGCUCUCCUGAAAAGAGCCAAAGAGGAAGUAGGUCUCCUUAGGGAACAUAAAAUUCAGACAAACAGAUACACUGUAAAGGUUCAGCGAGAGCUGGAGCUGGAUGAAUGUGCCCUGCGAGCACUGAAAGAGGAUCGUAAACGCUUCUUAUGUAAAGCAGUUGAAAACUACAUCAACUGCUUAUUAAGUGGAGAAGAACAUGACACGUGGGUGUUCCGACUUUGUUCCCUCUGGCUUGAAAAUUCUGGAGUUUCUGAGGUCAAUGGCAUGAUGAAGAGAGAUGGAAUGAAGAUUCCAUCCUAUAAAUUUUUGCCUCUUAUGUACCAAUUGGCUGCUAGAAUGGGGACCAAGAUGAUGGGAGGCCUAGGAUUUCAUGAAGUCCUCAAUAAUCUAAUCUCUAGAAUUUCAAUGGAUCACCCCCAUCAUACUUUGUUUAUUAUACUGGCCUUAGCAAAUGCAAACAAAGAUGAAUUUCUGACUAAACCAGAGGUAGCAAGAAGAAACAGAAUAACUAAAAAUGCUCCUAAACAAAGCUCUCAGCUUGAUGAGGAUCGAACAGAGGCUGCAAACAGAAUAAUACAUACUAUCAGAAGUAGGAGACCUCAGAUGAUCAGAAGUGUUGAGGCACUUUGUGAUGCUUAUAUUAGAUUAGCAAACUUAGAUGCCUCUCAGUGGAAGACUCAGAGAAAAGGCAUAAACAUUCCAGCAGACCAGCCAAUUACUAAACUUAAGAAUUUAGAACAUGUUGUUGUCCCUACUAUGGAAAUUAAGGUGGACCCCACAGGAGAAUAUGGAAAUCUGGUGACUGUACAGUCAUUUAGAGCCGAAUUUCGCUUAGCAGGAGGUGUAAAUUUACCAAAAAUAAUAGACUGUGUGGGUUCCGAUGGCAGGGAAAGGAGGCAGCUGGUCAAGGGCCGUGAUGACCUGAGACAAGAUGCUGUCAUGCAACAGGUCUUCCAGAUGUGUAAUACAUUACUGCAGAGAAACACGGAAACUAGGAAGAGGAAAUUAACUAUCUGUACUUAUAAGGUGGUUCCCCUCUCUCAGCGAAGUGGUGUUCUUGAGUGGUGCACAGGAACUGUCCCUAUUGGUGAAUUUCUUGUUAACAAUGAAGAUGGUGCUCAUAAAAGAUACAGGCCAAAUGAUUUCAGUGCCUUACAGUGCCAGAAGAAAAUGAUGGAGGUGCAAAAAAUGUCUUCUGAAGAGAAAUAUGAAACCUUCAUGGAUAUUUGCCAAAAUUUUCAACCAGUUUUCCGUUAUUUCUGCAUGGAAAAAUUCUUGGAUCCAGCUAUUUGGUUUGAGAAGCGACUGGCUUAUACGCGCAGUGUAGCCACUUCUUCGAUUGUUGGUUACAUACUUGGACUUGGUGAUAGACAUGUACAGAAUAUCUUAAUAAAUGAGCAGUCAGCAGAACUUGUACAUAUAGAUUUAGGUGUUGCUUUCGAACAGGGCAAAAUUCUUCCUACUCCUGAGACAGUUCCUUUUAGACUCACCAGAGAUAUUGUGGAUGGCAUGGGCAUUACUGGUGUUGAAGGUGUCUUCAGAAGGUGCUGUGAGAAAACCAUGGAAGUGAUGAGAAACUCUAAGGAAACUCUGUUAACCAUUGUAGAGGUCCUUCUGUAUGAUCCACUCUUUGACUGGACCAUGAAUCCUUUGAAAGCUUUGUAUUUACAGCAGAGGCCAGAGGAUGAAACUGAGCUUCACUCUACUUUGAAUGCAGAUGACCAAGAAUGCAAACGAAACCUCAGUGAUACUGACCAGAGUUUCAACAAAGUAGCUGAACGUGUGUUAAUGAGACUCCAGGAGAAACUGAAAGGAGUGGAAGAAGGCACUGUGCUCAGUGUUGGCGGGCAAGUGAACCUGCUCAUCCAGCAGGCCAUGGACCCCAAAAAUCUCAGCCGACUUUUCCCAGGAUGGAAAGCGUGGGUGUGAUCUUGAGCAUAUGAAUUACCCUUGCAUUCAGCCUCUAGAAAUUAUAGUUUAGUCUUUAUUUUUAUCCUGCCAACAUACUUUAAGUAGGGAUUAAUAUUUAACUAAGUGAACUAUUAUGGGUUUUUUUUGAAUGUUGGUUUUAAUAAUUGAUUUAAUCACCACACAAAAAUGUUUUGAUGGUCUUAAGAAACAUCUCUGCUCUUACUCUUUAGAAAUAAUGCUUAUUCAUGUUUCAUUUCUAGGCUAAAUGUUUAUUUCUUCUUCUCAUAUGCAUACUUGUGUCAUUUUCAGUAGAAUCACUGACUUAUACAAUGCAAUAGCUGAAAACAAUGGAAGCAGCAAGAGUGAUGAUUUUUCCUUUAGUGUGAAUUAUAACAAAUAUACUGCUUAAAUGCCAGUUUCAACCAGGAGUUCAAGACUAGCCUGGUCAACAUGAUGAAACCCCAUCUGUACUAAAAAUACAAAAAUUAGCUAGGUGUGGUGUUGGGUGCCUGUAAUCCCAGCUACUCAGGAGUCUGAGGCAGGAGAUUCUCUUGAACCUGGGAAGUGGAGGUUGCUGUGAGCCAAGAUCAUGCCAUUGCACUCCAGCCUGGGUGAUAAGAGCAAAACUCUGUCUCAAAAACAAAAAAUGUAUUUGGAUUUUUCCUAGCAAGAUCACUUACAGUAUUACUAAAUAAUGAAGUUGUUAUGGAGAACACAGUGUAGUUACUAUAUUUUUCAGUGUAUAGCGACCCUUCUCAUUCUAUUCCCUUGAUCUUUUAAACCCUUCUGUACUGUUCAUGUACAUUCUCUUCCUGUGAUACCUUCAUAUAUUGCCUUCUAGUUCAUGAAUUAUCGUCAGCUGUAUAUAAUCUCUCUUACCCUAUCCAUUGGGUUUCUUCUUUCAGAAAUUGUUUUUCAUUUCUAAGUAUGCAUCAUUUUUCAGAUCUUUGUUUCUUGAUGUCAUUUUUUAAUGUUUUUAACAUUUUCAUGUCACUAAUUUAAAUGUCUGUACUUGAUACUCACUCUAACAGUUAUAUUAAAUUAAGUUCCUGCUGUUUAUUUCUGUUGAGUUUUAUAUUUGAUAGGCUGUUUAUCCAUUUUGUCUUUUUGAAAAGUGAGCUUAUUUUCAGCAAGGCUUUAUCUGUGGAAACCUUGAGGGUCUGUUUAUGCCAUAUUCCCAGGGCUGUUGCUGACACAAGGCCACUUUUAUUUAAAUUUCUUGGCUUUAGGGUGUCUACAUCUGAAGCAUAGCAUACUGAUAGAUUCCCCAAACCAAGGCAGAGACACUUCCUCCCAUUCUCCCUGUCCUAGUGGGCAGAAUAUCUGAUUGAUGCCUUUUUCAGUGAGCCUAUAAGCCUCCCAUGUGUCCUACCUUUGUGGCAGGGGUGGAAGGAGGCACAUUUAAUUCCCACUGCCUGCCUGCCUCUUGCAAGCCCAGGGUUCUUUAGUCCCCAUAAAGAUGACAAAGCUAAAAGCCAUAGGUUAAUGAAAUUGGCAAAUUGUUCCAGGACAGCUGUGGCAUCAGCUCACAUAUUUACUGCUCUGGUUUUUCAUUCCCCUCAUUUUUGACCAUAAGGUUUUCCGCUUACUUUCUUCUAAGUUCUGCUCUGCCAAAUAAUGUUUUCUAUAUUUUAUUCAGCAUUUCUGUGUGUUUUGUUGGAAGGGAAGGACUUAGGUAUCUAGUUUGACAGACAGGAAGAAAUGGAACAUUUUUCCAUCCCCCAGCUAUAAUCAUAUCAGAUAAACAUCAGAUAAAAAGCCACCUGAAAGUAAAACUACUGACUCAUGUAUUAGUGAGUAUAAUCUCUUCUCCAUCCUUAAGAAAAUGUUAUCCCAGCUGCAGAGAUUAACAAAUGGGUGGCUGAGCUUUCUCCUUAUAUUUGGACCUUGAAGGUUAUAUAGAUUUUUUUCAUAGGAAGAGUUGGUAUUUCUUUUUACUGCAAAUGGCAAGCACUCACUCAUAUUUGAUCUCCUCAUCUUCUGCUCCCCUAAAACCAAUCUCCAGAACUUUUUGGACUAUAAAUUUCUUGAUUUCUCGAGAACUGUUCAGAAUAUUAUUUUGCAUUUCAAAUUACAAACUUAUCUUUGUGUAUCUUUUUCCUUUAAGCUGCCUCAAUGAGUAUUUGUGUAUAUAUUGGUAGUUUUAUGACUACAGUAAAUCAAGGAAAUGCAGUAAACUUAGAAUGUCUUUAAGGAAACCUUGAAAUCUUCAUGGGUGGAAUUAGAAAUUGUCAGCUAUAUUAUAGUUAAAUGAAUUUGUAGCUAAUUCUUGCUAUUGAUGCAUCCGAAGAGUUUAGAAUAGCAUCAUUAAUCCACUCUUCAGCCUUGAAAGUAUGCAAUAAGGCUCCUGUUCUGUCUAAGUAUUCUAAUCAAUGGCUUUGAAAAGUUCAUCAAAUUUGCAUACAGAUCACAAACCUAUGAGAAUAACUAAUUCACAGAUAACAGAAUUAAGGUUAUACAAGUUGGUGGGGUUUUUUUUUGGUUUUUUUUUUUUUGGUAUUUUUAGUAGAGACAGGGUUGCUACUGCAUUCUAGCCUGGGCGACAGAGUGACACUCUUGUCUCAAAAAAAAAAAAAAAAAAGAUUUUGGCAAGCUGGAACACUUUCUGCAAAUGACCAAGAUAGAAAACUGCCAGGAACAAAUGAGGAGUAGUUCAGAUUUUAAAAACAUUAAUCACAGAAUAUUUGUUGUAUGCCGUCACUGACAUAUGUGCAGCAUCUCUGAUCUUUACCUGCAAGAUUAGUGAUACCAUCUCAAUUUACUGCUGGAGAAGUAAGUGGUCCAGGGCAAGAAGGCAGUAAAUUAUAAGUAGCAGUAUAAUAUGGACAGCAUCUAACUUGAAAAGAUUUCAGGGGAAAAGAAUCGGGGGUUUGCCAGUCAAUUGCUAAAAAGUUCAGUGAAAACCAAAUGCUGAAGCUGUUAGAGAAGCUAAUAAAUUGUAGGCUGCCUGAACGGUUGUGUCCAGAUUCAGGGAGAUAAGAGCCCUCCCACCCCACUCUCCCCAAAGUGUCUACCUAAUCAAUGGGUUCACAAACUCUUGGUUACUAUAGUAUAUGCCCAAAAUGUAUGCACUUAAGAAAAAGCAAAGAGGAAAAACUUUGGACAUCUUAAAGAUUAGAAUAGACUAGUCUUUUAAAAAAUAGAAAGCCAGUAUAUUGGUUUGAAACAUAGAGAUAUGUCCCAAUUUCAAGUAUUUUAAUUGCACCUUAAUGAAACUAUUUUCUAUAAUUUUAAUACUAUUGAAUGUAUUACUUUACUGUUACCUGAAUCUAUCAUAAAAUGUUUUUUGAAUAAAUAAUUAUAAAAG
Callithrix jacchus (white-tufted-ear marmoset) is the source of this 12843-nucleotide messenger RNA. It is a transcript of the gene ATM, whose product is annotated as ATM serine/threonine kinase. Gene Ontology annotation, molecular function: protein serine/threonine kinase activity; protein binding. NCBI's taxonomy places the organism in Eukaryota, Metazoa, Chordata, Mammalia, Primates, Cebidae. The record is from RefSeq and is a predicted model, not a curated record. Gene Ontology annotation, biological process: DNA repair.